CCAACCCGUUAAUUUUGAAGAAGCUCGGAGUCGAAGACACGAGAGUAAGGAUGGGCUCGGUGGCAGUGGCGGUAGCGUCAAUGUUGUUCGCAGGCGGCUGCCGGAGCCUCGCCGUGCCUGCGGCGGCGCGCGCCCUUCGCGUCUCGCGAGCAGUUCUCAGCUAUCGCCAAAACAAGCAGGCUCCGAGUUGGUGCUGUCGGAGUUCACACAACAGUUACACCGCACUCGCCGAUGAAUCUGAAUGCUCAACAACCGACGCCGGAAACUUAACCGCCACUUCUUCUUCCGAUAGUUUCCCGAACUAUGACCGGUUGCUUCCAUGUCCUUCGCACAAAACUCCACCGAGAAUUGAACACCUAGUCGUAACCGAAGGAGGACCUGUUUUAGAGCACAUUUGCAAGGCUCUCGAUCUUCCUCCUUUGUACGUUUCAGAUCUGAUCCAAUUUGGAGCUGUGUACUAUGCUCUUGUUUGUCCGCAGCCUCCUCCGAAUGCUACUGAGGAGCAAAUUAGGAUAUUCAAAGAAGUAACGGAACCUUCGGUCUUGCGCAAAAGAGCUUCCAUCAAAGGAAAAACUGUGCGAGAGGCGCAGAAAACUUUCCGCGUAAUUCACGUGGAUCAAUUUGUUGAGCCAGGGACGUAUUUGCGAGUGCAUGUCCAUCCCAAACGUUUUCCUAGGUGUUAUGAGAUUGAUUGGAAAUCAAGGAUCAUAGCUGUGGCGGAAUCCUAUGUAGUUUUGGAUAAACCUGCUGGUACAUCUGUUGGUGGCACUACUGACAACAUUGAAGAAAGUUGUGCAACCUUUGCAACUCGUGCCUUGGGAAUGACAACCCCUUUGAUAACUACCCAUCAAAUUGAUAAUUGCACUGAAGGCUGCGUGGUAUUGGCUAGGACCAAAGAGUAUUGCUCUGUUUUUCAUGGCAAAAUCAGGGAGAAAAAGGUGAAGAAGCUCUAUCUUGCUCUUGCAGCAUCUCCUUUGCCAACUGGAAUCAUUUCCCACUAUAUGCGUCCUAUUAACAUGGCUCCUAGACUUAUUUCUGAAGAAUUCAUCAAGGGAUGGCAUCUGUGUCGACUUGAGGUCAUAGAAUGCAGAAAGGUUCCCUGGCCAACUACUGCUGUUCAAGACAAGUAUUGUAUUGAAGACUGUGGGUGGCCUUCUCAAGAUUAUGCCUAUGAGUGCAAAAUCAACCUUCUUACUGGUCGAACACAUCAGAUUCGAGCUCAAUUUGCUGCAUGCAGGGCACCAUUAAUUGGUGAUUCCAUGUAUAUGCCAGCUGCAAUUGCGGAUAUCAGUAAUCCCGGACUUAAUCCAUUUGGAAAAUACAAGAAAGAUUUCAGUAGUGAGAGUGAAAAGGAAACCGCUGUUAUGAAUUGGAUUUCACAACAUGGAAAAGAGCCGAGUGUUGCAAUUGGCCUUCAAGCAUGUCAAAUUUCAUGGGAUGACGAUGAACACUUUUACCAAGCUGGUUCACCUUGGUGGAGGAGUUAAAAUGCUUGAAAUGACUGCUGGAGUUGAGGACAGGGAUCACCUUUAUAGUUAUGUUUUCAUCUUGCCUCAAUUUUACAUGCAGAUAUUCAACAUGUAGAAGAGCGGCCAUGGAUCACUCUUAGUCUGUAACCGUAUGAUAGUUUCUCCUUCUGCCGGGAUAAGAAAGCAAUAUUUCCCUGAGGUUGUAGAGGAAGGUGAUGAGACUGUUGCUGGUUUGAAGAGACAAACCCAAAUAAAAAGGAAAGAAAAGGAGCUCCAUAUAGGGAUUUAAAUUGUGCAUGCUGUCAUAUAAUGGUGAGCCUGGUAGCAUCCUGUCUAGCAUAAUCAAGUCUGAACAGGUAAACCAGAGGAUAGGAUAUUCACGGAUAAUUGGAUAAAGUCUUUUCGAGAAGAGAAUUUAGUUUAUAUAUUUUAGUUUUACUAGGAGAGAUUGAAGAACUGAGAAAAUGUCACUACGUAUUGGAAACAUCUGAUUAAGUUUUGUUAUUAACGCCUUAAACUAAGGUCAAUCUCAAAAUGUUUGUACAAACAUUUCCCGUUUUGGCUAGGGAGUCUUAUUUAUGCUCAACAAUCAGUUGCUUGGACUAA
Cajanus cajan (pigeon pea) is the source of this 2075-nucleotide messenger RNA. RefSeq names its product Pseudouridine synthase family protein. The record is from RefSeq and is a predicted model, not a curated record. Gene Ontology annotation, molecular function: pseudouridine synthase activity; RNA binding. Gene Ontology annotation, biological process: enzyme-directed rRNA pseudouridine synthesis. NCBI's taxonomy places the organism in Eukaryota, Viridiplantae, Streptophyta, Magnoliopsida, Fabales, Fabaceae.